Molecule: messenger RNA, 892 nt
Organism: Andrographis paniculata
Lineage: Eukaryota; Viridiplantae; Streptophyta; Magnoliopsida; Lamiales; Acanthaceae
Product: 60S ribosomal protein L18a
Exons: 4
Coding region: 148-684 (178 amino acids)
Biological process (GO): translation
Cellular component (GO): ribosome; cytosolic large ribosomal subunit
Molecular function (GO): structural constituent of ribosome
Source: RefSeq, a predicted model, not a curated record
UGUGAAGUAGGGUUUGCAACUUUUGAGCGCUUCAGCGUUGCACAACUUACAAAACCCUAGGCACGCCUCUCAUCCGUCUCCAAACGCAGAGGGAGAACAAGAGAGAGAAAGAGCGCGCGAGGGCAGGGCUAUUGAUCGCUGUCGAAAAUGGUGACGUACAAGUUUCAUCAGUACCAGGUGGUGGGGAGAGGUCUGCCGACGGAAUCAGAUGAGCACCCGAAGAUCUACCGGAUGAAACUCUGGGCCACCAAUGAAGUCCGCGCCAAGUCCAAAUUCUGGUACUUUUUGAGGAAACUGAAGAAGGUAAAAAAGAGCAAUGGCCAAAUUCUUGCUAUAAAUGAGAUUUUUGAGAAGAACCCAACCACUAUCAAGAACUAUGGAAUCUGGCUGAGAUACCAAAGUAGAACUGGUUAUCACAACAUGUACAAGGAGUACAGAGAUACCACUUUGAAUGGUGGUGUUGAGCAGAUGUACACUGAGAUGGCAUCCCGUCACAGGGUCCGUCAUCACUGCAUCCAAAUUAUCAAGACAGCCACUGUCCCAGCCAAGCUUUGCAAGAGGGAGAGCACUAAGCAAUUCCAUGACUCCAAAAUCAAGUUCCCAUUAGUGUUCAGGAAGGUCCGACCUCCAACGAGGAAGCUCAAGACCACAUACAAGGCAUCACGGCCCAACUUGUUUAUGUAAACUUGUUUGGCCUUCACCAGAUGCAAAAGUACCAAACAUCUCUGAGUACCCAAAAGAGCAAAUUGUUUUCAGUUUUGUUGAAUUCGUACUUCGUUAUUUUUGCUUGCCUUUGAUAGACUUCUGGCAUAGAUUAUUUCCUGGUAUGUUGAAUGGUUAUGACCUCUUGUUUUCAGACAGUAACAUCUGCUUUAAUCUUUCAUUUCAUCUA